AUGAAAAAUGUACUUGAACCACUUCAUAAACAAAUUCAACAAGAUAUUACAACUAUGACACAAAAAGAACAAUCAUUUGUUUAUAAUUACAAAGCUGAUCUUGAUAAUGCUUGGAAUAAUUGUAUGCAUUAUGAAAAUACAAAACAAGUUAAACAUAUGCAUGCAGCAUGGGAUUUAUAUUAUAAUACUUUUAAAAAACUUACAAAUCAAUUAAGAAAUAUGCAAACAUUAGAUAUGAAAAUUUGUUCUCCUGAUUUAAUAACAUAUAAAAAUUUUAAUGUUGUUGUUCCUGGUACAUAUAAUCCAUAUUCAUCAAAAGAUCCUGUUAUGAUAAAAGAAGUUAAAAGAUUUGCUAAUGUUAUUUCAUCUAAACAAAGACCAAGAAAAGUUAUUAUGAUUGGUAGUGAUGGUGAGGAGUAUUGUUUUCUUUUAAAAGGACAUGAAGAUCCACGUCAAGAUGAAAGAGUUAUGCAAUUAUUUGGUCUUAUUAAUACAUUAUUUAAUAAAGAUAGAAGAACAUAUCGAAGAAAUUUAGAUAUUCAAAGAUAUUCUAUAAUUGCUUUAAAUGAAACAUGUGGAUUAAUUGGAUGGCUUCCUAAUUGUGAUACAUUACAUUCUUUAAUUAAAGAUUAUAGAGAUAAAGAUAAUAUAAAUAUUUCUGCUGAACAUACUGCAAUGCAAUCAUAUGUGAUUGAUCUUGAAAAAUGUAAUUUAAUGAUGAAAGUUGAAGCUUUUAAAAAUGCAUUAACAGCAACAUCUGGUGAAGAUUUAAGGCAAACAUUAUGGCUUAAAUCUCCUAAUUCAGAAAUUUGGUUUGAAAGAAGAACAAAUUAUACAAGAAGUAUGGCUGUAAUGUCAAUGGUUGGAUAUUUAAUAGGUCUUGGUGAUAGACAUCCUUCUAAUUUAAUGCUUGAUCGACUUAGUGGUAAAAUUGUUCACAUUGAUUUUGGAGAUCUUUUUGAAAUAGCAACAAUGAGAGAAAAAUAUCCUGAAAAGAUUCCAUUUAGAUUAACAAGAAUAAUGGUUAGAGCUAUGGAAGUUACAGGAAUUGAAGGAAAUUACAGAAAUACAUGUGAAAGAGUUCUUAAUUUAUGUAGAACAUAUGAUGAUCGACUUUUAGCUAUUCUCGAAGCAUUUGUUUAUGAUCCAGUAAUUGGAACUAAACUUCAAUCAGGAUCAAAAGCUGUUAAUAAACAAUAUACUCCUCCUAAAGCUAUUCCACAUACAGGAACUGCUGAAAUAGAAAGAAUUAAACAAAAAUUAAUAGGUAGAGAUUUUGCUUUUUAUCAUUCUUAUGAAGUUGAGGGACAAGUUAAUAGGUUAAUUGAAGAAGCUACAUCUGCAGAUAACUUAUGUCAAUGUUAUGUUGGUUGGUGCCCAUUUUGGUAG
Strongyloides ratti is the source of this 1389-nucleotide messenger RNA. Its product is annotated as Target of rapamycin. The transcript has a single exon. Gene Ontology annotation, cellular component: nucleus; TORC1 complex; TORC2 complex. Gene Ontology annotation, molecular function: protein-containing complex binding; protein binding; protein serine/threonine kinase activity. The record is from RefSeq and is a predicted model, not a curated record. Gene Ontology annotation, biological process: negative regulation of macroautophagy; protein phosphorylation; TOR signaling. NCBI's taxonomy places the organism in Eukaryota, Metazoa, Nematoda, Chromadorea, Rhabditida, Strongyloididae. Bases 1 to 1389 code for a protein of 462 amino acids.